Messenger RNA from Plenodomus lingam JN3, 594 nucleotides. The record is from RefSeq and is a predicted model, not a curated record. Lineage: Eukaryota; Fungi; Ascomycota; Dothideomycetes; Pleosporales; Leptosphaeriaceae.
AUGCCUUCCCCCUCAGGCUACUCCAUUGUCUCUGCAGAUGGUGCCCCAUCAUUGAUCACCGACACCGAAUCCGAAACCAGGUCACCUCAUGGUGCGGCGUCACCUCUGGACAUUACGCUUGCCCCACUCGUAGGAAGCAGGGAAGAGCGUAAGAGUUCAAAUCCCCGCUACUUGCCUUCAAAUGGUUUCGCGCCUGAGGACGAUGCUCACUACGACAUCUACAGGCGGCGUGGUUCACUACAGCUUCCUCCCAUGCAGCGCAGUGAAACGACAGCAUCUCAUGUCAUGUCGUCAUUCAGGGAGCAACCUUACGAACGCCCAGAGCGACCACAGCUACUCACUAUGCCCGCUCCUCAACUCACCCAUCAUCACUCUCUUCCUCAAUCAUCACCGAUCAGUAUACCUCAAUGGUCGCUUCCUCCCUUCCAUUCACUCACGGAGCCAUUGAUACCCCCGCCCAAAUCUGCCAGUGUGGCGACGAGCCCAUCGGCACGACAACUACCCACUCCGUAUGCGCUUCCAGCGUUACCAUCCCCAGUCAAGAGCGCUCCCGUAUCACCAAGAGAUCGGAUGAGCCUCCGCAAUAUAAUGUAG